GCGAGGGGCAGGGGUAAGAGUAGCUGGAGGUGGGUGGGAGGGUGUGAAAGAACAUCCCAGUGAGACUCGACCCUUACUGUUACACCGCAGCAACCAUCUCCAACCCCGCCCUGCAGAACCAGCAUAUGCAUGGGGCGUACAUGGAUAGGUCUUGCAGAAGUUGAGCUACCCAAAUUUAGGAUUAAUAGAAAAUACUAAUACAAUACGCAACCCAAAAACUAAAUAAAGCUGGUGACAGUGAUGGUGGGUGGGCGUUCGAAAGGAGGUGUCUACUACUAGCCCUCUCUGCAGCAAUUACUGUAUACCCUCCCUAUCCCAUUCCUAUUCCAUUUCUAAUCCUCAGCUCUUGCUGCGCUGACGAUGCCGCCCCCCGCCUACCCCUGGGCCAACGCCGCCCCCUCCUCCCGCUCUCCCCCGACACAACAGCCCGCCCCCAACACCAGCGCUCAGAGUCCGAGGUCAUCGCCGCCUCUGCCCUCCGCCAGCCCUCGACCUUCCACCGCUCAAAAGCCUCUACCCCUCCCGCCCAGGGAUCCCCUUCAGGCUUGCGCUCUCGCCCCUCCCCCCGCAAAGACAAGGGCACCCACGUCCUCACCAAACCCAACUCUUCACCCAACCUCUCUGUCCCCUCCAGCGCGCGAGACUCGACCGUGCGCCAUGUAUCCCACUCGUCUGGCGCAGAGCGGAUCAUCAAGGGGACAAGCCGCUGGCUGCGUGACAAGCUGGAUAUGGGCGGGGCAGAAAAGAAGGAGGAUGGUUGGUUGAUCUUGGACUUGCACUCGCCGUCCGUCGCGAGCGAAUCGACCAACAGUCGCGCUGUGCCAGCCUACGACCACCGUGGGUAUCCCACUCGCCAAGCCUCGUUCGAGACGACUCGUCCUGUUGCUGGACCGCCCACCCCGAAAUCUCCUACCGGCCCGCUCGUCUCUGAUCCCGAGAUCAAAAACUACCCCUCCGACUCUCACAACGGCAGACACCCCCAAGGCUCUCUCGGCUACUCGCACAAAGCCAGCCUCUCCCCACUCGCCGCCCACUUUCCCGUCGGUCUCUCGGCUUUGGACAUUUCUGCCGGCUCAGACUUUUUCCCAGGCGGCCAUUCCAACCUCAGCAACCGCACCUUUGGGAGCGGGCCGAGUCUGGCACCGAGCAUCUACGAGUCUUCUAUGCGCAGUCAUGCUUCUUUCUCAAGCUUCCAGGACAGCGAUAUGGAUAGUGUCACACAGCUGCGAGCGGAUGACCCGUUCACGAGAGCCAUGGGGCUGGGCGCAGGCAUCAACGGGGAAAAGGAGAGGAGAGAGAGGAAUGAACUGCAAUCAAUGUAUACCCUCAAGAGCUUGAGGUUAGGGCCAAAGCAAAAGAAGCGGGAGAACAGCAAGCUGCAUGAUCUGUUGCCAUUUCACAUCGAUCCUUCGCAAUGGCACCAUAUGGAUCCAGAAGAAGACGACUCGCUACACCAUCCUGACGACAUGGACAAGCACGAUACGGUCUACUUUUCCAAACGCGGUCUUGCCAACCUCGGCUGUCUACUCUUCUUGUUCUUAACAGUCGUCAUGAUCUUUGCCGGCUACCCUGUCAUCACCUACUAUUACCACCCGAACCACAUGGACAAUAACGGUGCCUACAACCUCGGCGGUAUCAACGCAACAGGCCAAGUCCCAAGCAUCACCAACUUUUUCCAGCUCAUCGACCCCGAGACACCCCCAGAGGCGUACACGCAUACGAGCGCAGAGACGGGCGAAGAGUGGGAGUUGGUGUUUUCGGACGAGUUUAAUCAGGAGGGGAGGACUUUUAAUCCUGGCGAUGAUCCGUUCUGGGAAGCUGUGGAUUUGCACUAUUGGCAGACAAAUAAUUUGGAAUGGUAUGACCCUAAGCGUGUGACGACCAAGGACGGCAAGCUGGUUAUCACUUUGGACAAGAUUGUCAGUCACGGGAUGAACUUUGAAGGCGGCAUGAUGUCAAGCUGGAACCAGUUUUGCUUUAGCGGUGGGUACGUCGAAGCAUCGGUCUCGCUUCCUGGUACAAACGAUAUCCCUGGCCUCUGGCCUGCUAUCUGGACCAUGGGCAAUCUCGGACGUGCCGGCUAUGGCGGGACGCUAGAUGGUACUUGGCCAUACAGCUACGACACUUGCGACGUCGGUACUCUUCCCAAUCAAACCCUGAACGGCAAACCCGAAACAUCUCUCACGAACGGCGAUCCCAACAACGGCGACGAACUCUCUUACCUCCCCGGCCAGCGAUUGUCGAGCUGCACGUGCGAGGAUGAUCCGCAUCAUCCUGGGCCAAAGCAUGAAGAUGGGACGUGGGUGGGCAGGUCGGCGCCGGAGAUUGAUAUGUUUGAAGCUACUAUUGAUGAUGGGAAAGGAAAAGUGUCUCAAUCGGGUCAAUGGGCGCCUUUCAGUUCACAUUACUAUUUCAAGAACACGUCCGACAAGUAUUACAAGGUUUAUGAUGAGGAUGAGACCAAGGUGAAUACCUAUUUGGGGAGUGUUUAUCAGCAGGCUACUUCGGCUUUGAGUAUGACGAAACAAGACUGCUACACCAACGAAAAGGGAUGUUUCGAGUCCUAUGGGUUCGAAUACAAAGGAGGCCCGGACGGGUAUAUCACAUGGAUCAACGAUGACAAGAAAGCUUGGACUAUUCGUGGACCUGCCAUGGGCCCCGAUGAAGAAGCCCAAGUCGGUCAGAGGCUCGUCCCGGACGAGCCAAUGUAUAUCAUCCUCAAUUUUGGUCUCUCGGAGAACUUUGGUGCUAUCCACUUUGUGGGGCUGGAUCCGCUAUGGCCUAUCACUAUGGAGGUCGAUUACGUCCGAGUAUAUCGUGCGUGCUUCUUUGUGACGUGGAGGACGGGUGCUGACGCCAGUGACAGAGGACCCGAAGAAGAGAAACAUCGGGUGCGAUCCUGCGGAUAGGCCAACUGCUGCAUAUAUCGCGCAGUGAGUCUAAACGCGUCUGCAUCCAGCGGAACAUUUGCUGACCACUGCGAUAGAUUCCCUGAGGCAUACUCGAACCCUAAUAUCGUAAGUACUCAGCUCCUCAAGACAGGAUGAAGAUCUGACCCAGAGUGUAGACGGUGUUUGGUGACGUCCCUGGCGCCGUCUGGCCGGAGAACCGACUGGUAGAUGAUUGUUGAGCAAACCGUUCCAACAUCUCGGCUCUCUAAGGCUUUCUUUUUGGGCAUCAGAGCGUUCUUUUCAUCCUGUACUAUACUCACUUUCCUCAUUAUCACGCUUGGAGAGGGCUUCAUUUCUCUCGAGCUCUGGACAAUUCAUUCCAUCAUUUGUAGCACGACUCAGACACGACAUCAUACAUGGAAGCAUGAAUCUACAAGUAGUUUCU
Messenger RNA from Cryptococcus amylolentus CBS 6039, 3336 nucleotides. RefSeq lists its product as hypothetical. The coding region runs from base 729 to 2909 and encodes 726 amino acids. The record is from RefSeq and is a predicted model, not a curated record. The transcript has 18 exons. Gene Ontology annotation, biological process: (1->6)-beta-D-glucan biosynthetic process; fungal-type cell wall organization. Gene Ontology annotation, cellular component: plasma membrane; endoplasmic reticulum membrane. NCBI's taxonomy places the organism in Eukaryota, Fungi, Basidiomycota, Tremellomycetes, Tremellales, Cryptococcaceae. Gene Ontology annotation, molecular function: glucosidase activity.